AUGACGCCCGCGCUUGCACCACUCGAGCUUCUCCGCAACGACUCCACAGAAGGCGACGCUUCUAUCGCCUCUGCGCCCUAUCGCAAAACCCGGCAGCCAGUCAAGAUGACGUUCGAAGCCCACGCUGACGAUUGGACUUGCAUCAACACCAUCCGAACUCUUUCACUCGAUGUCGUGAACAAGGCCAACAGCGGACAUCCUGGAGCUCCCAUGGGCAUGGCGCCAGUGGCGCACAUCCUUUGGUCCCGCUUCAUGAGAUGCAAUCCAAAAUCGUCUCAUUGGCCUAACCGCGACCGCUUCGUGCUGUCGAACGGCCAUGCUUGCGCUCUGCAGUAUGUACUUCUGCAUCUGCUCGGCUACAAGCUAUCCAUGGACGACCUCAAGAGCUUCCGUCAAGUCGACAGCACCUGCAACGGCCACCCCGAGGUGCAUCACACGGACGGCGUAGAGGUCACGACGGGCCCGCUCGGCCAGGGAUUUGGCAACGCUGUCGGUCUGGCCAUGGCGCAGGCACAAGUCGGCGCGACGUUCAACAAAGACGGAUUCUCGCUCUUCGACAACUACACGUACAUGUUUACAGGCGACGGCUGUCUACAAGAAGGUGUAGCGUCAGAAGCUGCAUCACUUGCGGGCCAUCUUCAGCUCGGAAACCUCAUUGCCAUCUACGACAGCAACAAGAUCACUAUCGACGGCGAUACUGCCGUCUCCUUCACCGAGGACGUCACAAAGCGCAUGGAAGCCUACGGCUGGCAUUGUCAGACUGUCGAGCAGGGUGACGAUGAUCUCGAAGGCAUGUACAGCGCCAUACUUGCUGCUCAACAAGUCAAGGAUAAGCCCUCUUUCAUCACACUCAAGACCACCAUUGGCUUUGGCUCGAAGCUCCAAGGCACUCAUGGCGUACACGGCAACCCACUCAAGCCGGACGACACAGAAGCGAUCAAGAAGAAGUUCGGCUUCGACCCUGCGGCAAAGUUCGCUAUUCCUGACGCCACAAAGACCGCUUAUGCAAAGAUUGGCGAGCGUGGCGCAAAGCUAGAGUCUGACUGGACUGAGCUGCUGUCCAAAUACACCGAAAAGUUCUCGGCGGAAGGCAAAGAUCUUGAGCGGAGACUUGCGGGAAAGCUGCCGGACGGCUGGGAGAAGUGCUUGCCUGUCUAUUCGCAGAAGGACGAUGCGAUCGCGUCUCGCAAGCUCAGUGAGACUGUCAUCACUAAGCUCGCAGACGCUGUACCCGAGUUUGUUUGCGGCUCUGCCGAUCUUACCGGAUCCAACCUAACUCGUUGGAAGACGGCUACGGAUUUCCAACCACCGUCGACUGGGCUUGGCUCUUAUGCCGGCCGCUACAUGCGGUAUGGUAUCCGCGAGCACGGCAUGGGUGCCAUCGCCAACGGUAUGGCCGCUUAUGGCGGCAAUCUUAUCCUCCCUGCGAUUUCAACUUUCGCGAACUUCACGAGCUAUGCAGCUGGCGCGAUUCGCUUGAGCGCACUCAGCGGCUUCCGCGUCAUCUGGGUCGCUACGCAUGAUUCGAUCGGUCUUGGCGAGGACGGUCCAACACAUCAGCCCAUCGAAGUGGCUGCGCAUUUCCGCGCGCUGCCAAAUAUGCAUGUCUGGCGACCUGCCGAUGGCAACGAGACUUCAGCAGCAUAUCUCAUGGCCAUGAUGAAUGCCACGACGCCCUCGAUGCUGCUACUUACCCGACAGAAUCUGCCUCAGCUCGAGAACUCGACCAUUGCGCAUGCUACAAAGGGAGGCUACGUUGUGCACGACACGGAUGGCGAGACAGAUUUGACCUAUGUCUCGACCGGCUCCGAAGUUUCGAUCUGCAUGGAAGCGGCGAAAAUCCUGAUGGACAAAGGCGUCAAAGUCCGUGUGGUCAGCUUGCCUUGCUUCGAAAUCUUUGCAGCCCAACCAAAAGAUUACCGCAUGAGCAUUCUGCCCGAUGGUCACCCUGUAUUAUCGGUCGAAGCCUACUCAACUGUCAGCUGGGGCGCUCUCGCGCACGAGCAUUAUGGCAUGAGUACUUUCGGCGCUUCCGGCCCAUACAAGGACGUAUACAAGAAGUUUGGCUUCACGGGCGAAAACAUCGCUAGCGUGGGCGAAAAAGUGAUCGCAUUCUGGAAGGGCAAGACAAUUCUAUCGCCCCAGAACACUUGUCUAGUCGCUAUCUAG
Molecule: messenger RNA, 2169 nt
Organism: Mixia osmundae IAM 14324
Lineage: Eukaryota; Fungi; Basidiomycota; Mixiomycetes; Mixiales; Mixiaceae
Exons: 6
Coding region: 1-2169 (722 amino acids)
Biological process (GO): pentose-phosphate shunt
Cellular component (GO): cytosol
Molecular function (GO): transketolase activity
Source: RefSeq, a predicted model, not a curated record